This is a messenger RNA of Volvox carteri f. nagariensis, 1314 nucleotides long. RefSeq lists its product as uncharacterized. The transcript is spliced from 5 exons. The coding region runs from base 1 to 1314 and encodes 437 amino acids. NCBI's taxonomy places the organism in Eukaryota, Viridiplantae, Chlorophyta, Chlorophyceae, Chlamydomonadales, Volvocaceae. The record is from RefSeq and is a predicted model, not a curated record.
AUGCCCCCGGGAGAUCCCGAUAUCGAGACCUGUCAGGGUCAAAAAACUCCUCCGAUGGUGGAAGAUACGCCACCGCCAGUGCAGUGCAUGAAAACUCUAUACAGAGCGAACGGCAACUGUGCAAUAAAUCCCACCAACCUGAGUUUCUUGGCCAACGGCUCCAUGGACGUCGACUACCGUGUUGUUUACACCUAUGCGGAUGGCACCCGCUCCCGUCCCAGCAGCUGGACCAUGCCGCUCACAGAGUACAGAUAUCGUACACCCUGGGUGUACGUGGAGUUCUCUUCACCCAUCGCGACACUGUUGGCUGGUGGGCCGCCUGGCAAGCCCCGCACUGGCAUUAUGCUUCAGCGGUCAGGCCCCGUUGCACCUAAAGGAUCACCUCGGGCUAGAUGGAAUACUAGCUACCCCUAUGUCGAUAUCGUCCGCCUUGACAUCAUGGAGGAUUACUGGGAUGAACCAAUGCUUCAGGGCUGCCAGAAGGUCUCCAACUAUAGCGUCAAGUGUUUAGAUUCAGUGUGGGUGGACCAACCACCCACGCCACCUGUGUCUGCAUGGCGCUGGGCAGGCAGCAGCACUGCUCCCACGCCAAUUUACUCAUCCCUUGGCAGCUCUGCACCGGCUCUGGCCUUGUAUGGUAUAGGCGGAUUAUAUGCGAAUUACUCCUUAUUGUAUGAAUUCAAGAAUGGAUACCGCAGCAUGUCGUCACCGUACAUGCUGUGGGCUACACAUGCCAUCAGGUCACGGCCCUCCAUCUUCGUGGAAUUCUCUGCACCGUUGUCGCUGAGCGCGAAUGUCAGUGUGGUGCUGCAGCGCUAUGAAGAGGAAUGGGGACUGGUUGAUGUGGACCGUAUAGGGGGCUUGCAAGCCAAUGGCAGGCCUGCAGGUCCUCAGAUACGUAUGUGGCCAGAGAUAGCGGAUAUCCACGUUGUUAGCGAGAUGUCUGGUCAGCAAGAACGAGUGACAGGGUCUCCCUCUGCCUUCAUACUGACACUGAACCUGGUGGCCCCAUCAUACAACCAAAAUCGUCAUGUUAAUGUCUCGAAUCGCGCCCAGACCUGCAUGCCUCCGGUUAACAUGCUGAUUAGUUGUAAUGUUUACUCUGCUCUCCAAAUAAGCACCCACGCCGGCGGCAUGCUUCAUUGUGCUGUAUUUGUAACGGGCUGCUGUGUCCGCUGGUUGGUUCCGAUGCUUGAGAUUCCUGUCGAUGAGCAGCGGACAUCAUCAGCACACACUCAAGACCAGGUGCCGGGAUCGACGCAUUUGACAGGACAGCGUGAAGCUCGGCCCAUCACUAUGACGACGGGUGAUUGA